Messenger RNA from Hirsutella rhossiliensis, 1044 nucleotides. Its product is annotated as binding domain of DNA repair protein ercc1 (rad10/Swi10). Gene Ontology annotation, molecular function: single-stranded DNA binding; damaged DNA binding. The coding region runs from base 1 to 1044 and encodes 347 amino acids. The record is from RefSeq and is a predicted model, not a curated record. The transcript has 4 exons. Gene Ontology annotation, biological process: nucleotide-excision repair; meiotic mismatch repair; mitotic recombination. Lineage: Eukaryota; Fungi; Ascomycota; Sordariomycetes; Hypocreales; Ophiocordycipitaceae. Gene Ontology annotation, cellular component: ERCC4-ERCC1 complex; nucleus; nucleotide-excision repair factor 1 complex.
AUGGACGACGACUACGGCGCCGACGAGUCGCUCCUCGCCGCCAUGGCAGCCGCGGCCGAUGCGCCAAGGCCACGGCCGCCUGCCUCGGCAGCAGCUCAACCGUCGACGACGACGCCAAUUCGGCAGCCCCCGGUGCCGCAGGCUCUGCCCCAGAGGCAGUCUGGCUCCACGAUUCUCGUCUCUCCGCGGCAGCGCGGCAAUCCCGUCUUGACUUGCGUCAGAUCCAUGCCGUGGGAGUACAGCGAUAUUCCGGCCGACUACGUUCUGGGGAUCACGACUUGCGCCCUCUUCUUGAGUCUGAAGUAUCACCGUCUGCACCCCGAAUACAUCUACACACGAAUCCGGAACCUGCAGGGCAAAUACAACCUCCGUGUCCUCCUCACCAUGGUGGACAUUCCCAACCACGAAGACUCGCUGCGCGAACUCUCCAAGACGUCCAUGGUCAACAAUGUCACCAUCAUCUUGUGCUGGUCGGCGGCCGAGGCGGCGCGAUAUAUCGAGCUGUACAAGUCGUACGAAAACGCCAGCUUUGCAGCCAUCCGUGGCCAGCAGGCGUCCACCUACGCGGACAGACUUGUCGAUUUCGUCACCGUGCCCAGAAGCCUCAACAAGUCCGACGCCGUCGCCUUGGUCGCCAACUUUGGCAGCCUCAAGAACGCUGUCAAUGCCGAGCCCGAGCAGCUCGGCAUGCUCAACGGGUGGGGAGGGGUCAAGGUCAAGAGGUGGUGCGCCGCCAUCGACGAACCCUUCCGGGCCAAAAAGGCGGCCAAACGGGGCAUGCAGCCGUCUGGGGAUCGGCCCCGAGGAGAGCAGUCGAGCGGACGGAUCGUGGGAGAAGAUCAGGGCACGCAAGACGGAGUCGCGCCGAAGCAGUUUCAGUUCCUCGACGACGACGGUGAAGAUGACGAGGCCCUACUCGCCGCGGCCUUGGAAGAGUCAAGAAAGACUGCCCAGCCUGCUGGUCCAGAUCGCGCAGCCGACGGUCAAGAAGCCAUGAGUGGGGGUGUUGCAGCAGCCUUGGCCAGGCUCCGCGAGAAUGGCUGA